Molecule: messenger RNA, 3942 nt
Organism: Papaver somniferum (opium poppy)
Lineage: Eukaryota; Viridiplantae; Streptophyta; Magnoliopsida; Ranunculales; Papaveraceae
Product: calcineurin-binding protein 1-like
Biological process (GO): chromatin organization
Cellular component (GO): nucleus
Molecular function (GO): nucleosome binding; protein binding
Source: RefSeq, a predicted model, not a curated record
CCUCCUCUCUCUUUCUUGAAACUGAGUCGCCCCCGCCUAAAUUUUUACACUUCUUCUUCGUACAUAAAAACCCCAACUCCUCUAACCAAAAUCCCACUUCCAAAAACUCCAGAAUCUACAAUUAUCAGUUCAAUCUUGUUAAUAAAAAACAGAUAAUGUUUGCUAUAGCAGCUAUCAAUGAUACAGAUUCUGCUGCUCAGUGGGAACCAUUAGCACCAACUAAAGAAGCUCAGGAAUUCCAUCUUUCACAAACGUAUCAUGAAGGACUUCUCAAGUUGCAAGUGAAAGAUUAUGCUAAAGCUCGUGAACUUUUAGAAUCUGUUUUGAAAGAUCCUUUGAUAUCAAAUGCUCAGGUGGAAAGUAGUUCUAGUGAUGGGCAUAUGUUACAACUCAGGUUCUUGACACUGAAGAAUCUUGCCAAUGUCUUCCUUCAACAAGGUCCGAGUCAUUAUGAGAAUGCUUUACAUUGCUAUCUUCAAGCUGUAGAGAUAGAUAAUAAAGAUGUUGUUUGGAACCAACUGGGAACACUAUCAUGUUCGAUGGGCUUGUUAAGUAUAUCACGUUGGGCGUUUGAGCAAGGGCUUUACUGCAGCCCCAACAAUUGGAACUGCAUGGAGAAACUAUUGGAAGUCCUAAUAGCUAUUCGUGAUGAGGUUGUUUGUCUAUCUGUAGCAGAGUUGAUUCUAAGACACUGGCCAUCACAUUCUCGUGCUUUGCAUGUCAAAAAUACCAUCGAGGAAUCAGAACCGGUUCCUUUUGCGCCGAAGGGUAUUGAUAAGCUGGAACCGAAGCAUGUGCGCCUAAAAUUUCUGGACAAGAGAAAAGCAACAGAUGAGGUGAUAAAUGGGGAUGUUGCAGUUAAACGGUCCUGUAAGAGCAUAGAACUGAACCUUCUACAUCCAUCUUGGACAUCACUUGCAGACGCAAUCAUGGGAGUCAUACUCCCUGUGAAUGAAAAUGUUCCUGGGCCUGAAAUUGUACUAAAUCAAGAUGGUCAAGUAAAUGGAAAGCCUAGUCCUAAACGAUCUAAGAUUCUUUCCGAAAAUGCAGACGUACAAGAAAGCAGUGGAGCACAAGCUCAUCAAACAUCAGAAAGCAUCAGCGGCAAUUCAAAACUGGAAAGAGGUAUGGAUACCAGAUUGAGUAUAAAGUUGCCUACCAGAGCAGAAGUAGAAACUGUCCUGGGUUCCGCAGAAGGAGAAAACAUGUCUCAAGUUGAUGGUACCCCAGAAAAAGCAAAUGUCUCGAAAGAAAAGGAAGCAUGUACCGAUGAGGAACAACAUACUCAAGAAAGGCGAAGUACUCGUCUUGAAAGGCUUAGAAGUCGCAAACCGGGGAAAGAAGAAAUGGACCUUUCUACUAGUAGGGAUCUGGCGAAAGUUGUUGUUCAGUUUUUAGAGCCUUUUAUUGUAGGUAGGUCAGAAACAGUGGUAGCAGAUCAUACUUCAAAUCGAGUGGGCGUCAAUGUUUCUGUUAGCAUAGUUGGCGAUAUUCAAUCCUUGCUUCUAACAGUAAUGUGUAACAUCAUUAGCACAUUUCUUUGUAAGAAAUAUUCUGAGUUAGCAACCGAGGAUCAAAUGGAGCAACUGGAGAGUCACUGGUUCGUGGAUGCUGCAAAUGCAUUCUGCAGACUUCAACACCUAAACCAAUCUGUACCUUGUAAAUCUCAGGUUGACCUUAUUGUGGCAGUCCACGAAUUGCUUGCUGAAUAUGGGCUUUGCUGUGCUGGUAAAGAUAGUGAAGGAGAGGAAGGAACAUUUCUUAAACUAGCAAUCAAACAUCUUUUGGCCUUAGAUAUGAAACUGAAAUCAAGUUUGCACUCUACGGAUAAAGCAUUGGAAACUCAAUCACAAAAGAGUCCUGUGGAGAACAACCAUCUGAAAACACCUAUAAGUGAGUCGAUUUUAAAUACUUCGGCUGAUACUUUAACCAGUGUAGUUGAAUUCGAAGAAGAUAAACAGAUGUCCACCAAUAAGGAAGCGAUAGAGCUAGAGGAAAUGACUAGUGAGGGAGAUGCUUCUCACAUUAGUUCAAGUAAGGAUGAAGGAGCAGAACAUGGAACUAUUGGAGUUGAAGGGAAAGAUGAAAACCAUGACGAUGAUGUUGAAAGUGAGGAAAUUGAAUUAAGAAUAGAAGAAGCUCUGGACCAGAGCCUUUUCUGCUUAUAUGGUUUACAUCUUAAAUCACCUGAUUCAAUGAGUGAAGAUGACUUAGCUAUACACAAAAAUACUAGUCGUGGUGAUUAUCAGACUAAAGAACAGUGUGCAGAUGUCUUCCACUAUUUAUUGCCAUAUGCAAAGGCUUCCUCUAGAGCUGGUUUGAUGAAAGUUCGAAAAGUAUUAAGGUCUAUACGGAAGCACUUCCCACAACCUCCAGAAGAAAUGUUACGAGAAAAUUCACUAAGCAACUUCUUUGAUAAUCCUGAUUUAUGUGAAGAAAAACUCAUUGAAGAGGCUGGUUAUGAUGGAUUUCUGGAUCAUGUCAUGAAAUUAAUAUUUCCCAAGGGGGUCAAUCACAAGCAAAGCAAUACAUAUAUAGGAGGAAGCUCUGAGCCGUAUGCCGAAGUUUAUGGAAACUUGUAUUAUAUUCUAGCCCAGGCUGAAGAAAUGAGUGCAACUGAUAAAUGGCCAGGUUUUGUGCUCACCAAGGAAGGGGAAAAGUUUAUCGAACAAAAUGCAAACCUAUUCAAAUAUGAUUUGUUGUACAAUCCUCUGCGCUUUGAGAGUUGGCAAGAACUUGCUAAUAUUUUUGAUGAGGAGGUGGACCUGUUGCUGAAUAAUGGAAGUAAGCACAUAAAUGUUGUGGGAUGGAGGAAAAACACUUCUCUACCUCAAAGAGUUGAAAUUAGUCGAAGGAGAAGCCGCCGAUGUUUACUAAUGAGUUUGGCACUAUCUAAGACACCAAUUCAACAGAGCGAGAUGCAUGAGUUGUUGACAUUAGUUUACUAUGAUGGUAUUCAAAAUGUUGUACCGAUUUAUGAUCAACGAUCCGUUCUACCCACCAAGGAUGAAUCAUGGAUAACAUUCUGUCAAAAUUCGAUUAACCAUUUUGAGAAAGCUUUCUCCAACAAGCCAGACUGGUCUCAUGCAUUCUACCUGGGAAAGCUUUGUGUAAAGCUAGGAUAUCCAUAUGAGAAGGCAUUUUCAUACUAUGAAAAAGCUAUCAAUUUGAAUCCAUCUGCUGUAGAUCCUUUCUACAGGAUGCACACAUCACGUUUGAAAUUACUACAUACAUGUGUUAAGCACAAUUUGGAGGCUCUCAAGGUUGUUGCGGCAUAUUCAUUUAAUCAAUCUACAAAGGAGACUGCCAUGAAUUUGAUUGAUCAAACUGUUUGUGGUACUCCAAAUUUUGGAGGAAACAGUAAUGAAACGAAACCUGAGGGUCUUACAAACGUGGUUCAAUUGGAUGAGGCCUGGCACGUGCUUUAUAGUGAUUGUCUUUCAGCCAUUGAAGUUUGUGUCGAAGGGGAACUCAAACAUUUUCAUAAGACAAGAUAUACACUCGCUCAGGGAUGGUAUCGUAAGGGUGAGAGUGGGGACUUAGAGAGGGCAAAGGAUGAACUUUCGUUUUGUUUCAAGUCAUCAUGGUCCUCCUUCACAAUUAACAUGGCAAGGAAAUGAAUCUUUGUUACAUAAACCGCAGUUAAAGAUGAAGAAAGGAGGUGGUUCAUCUGUUGCUUCUCAUACAACCCCGUCUACUUCAGUGACUACCCAGUCAGGUCCCAUGGAAUGCUGUGUUGUUGAUAGUGAAUCAAUUGGACAAGAGCUUGGGAAUCUGCUUCAAACCAAACCAUAGGCCAUGAUUGCUGUUUUGCUAUUUUUGUUGGAAGGCUAUUAUUGGGGCGUCACAUUUCAUUAGAGGGGCGUCACCUAAUAGGACAAAAAUGGGUCAUCCAUAAGUAAUAUCAAAAACCCCUUAUCUCAAAUAAUUUUGUAAUGACUA